Molecule: messenger RNA, 1374 nt
Organism: Cinclus cinclus
Lineage: Eukaryota; Metazoa; Chordata; Aves; Passeriformes; Cinclidae
Gene: JKAMP
Product: JNK1/MAPK8 associated membrane protein
Exons: 7
Coding region: 43-1038 (331 amino acids)
Biological process (GO): response to unfolded protein
Cellular component (GO): membrane
Molecular function (GO): ubiquitin protein ligase binding
Source: RefSeq, a predicted model, not a curated record
CCGCGGCGGAAGGAGCGGGGCGGCGGUUGCUGGGUUACCGCGAUGUUCCGCGCCGCUGUGGAGAUCCAGCCCGCCUGCCUCGGGCUGUACUGCGGCAGGACCGUGCUGUCGGUGAACGGCUCCGUGGAGACGUACGGGGACUGCGGGGUGUGUCCUAGAGGCCAAAGAACUGAUGACAACAAAAUCUGCCGGGAAUGUAUGGGAUCUCCAGACCGCUACGACUGGCUGUACCUUGGCUUCAUGGCCAUGUUGCCCCUGGUUUUACACUGGUUCUUUAUUGAGUGGUAUUCUGGAAAGAAGAGCUCCAGCGCGCUGCUGCAGCACCUGACGGCGCUGCUGGAGUGCAGUGUGGCCGCCGUGGUGACGCUGCUGCUCAGUGACCCCGUGGGCUCCCUGCACAUCCGCUCCUGCAGGGUGAAGAAGCUCUCAGACUGGUACACCAUGCUCUACAACCCCAGCCCCGACUACAUCACCACAGUGCACUGCACCCACGAGGCCGUGUACCCCCUGUACACCAUUGUGUUUAUCUAUUAUGCCUUCUGUCUCGUGUUGAUGAUGCUGCUUCGGCCUCUUCUGGUUAAGAAGAUUGCCUGUGGUUUGGGAAGGUCUGACAGAUUUAAAAGCAUUUAUGCAGCACUCUACUUCUUCCCCAUCCUCACUGUGCUGCAGGCCGUGGGAGGAGGCCUCCUCUAUUAUGCCUUCCCAUACAUCAUCCUAGUGCUCUCUUUGGUUACACUGGCUGUGUACAUGUCUGCUUCUGAAGUGGAGGUGCUAGGUAGCAGGCUGGAUGCUAACAGGAUACUGUGCUUAUUUUUCAAGUUUUUCAAGGAUCUGCUCGUGAGGAAGAAAAGGCUCGUUGUCCUCUUCAGCCACUGGUUGCUUCAUGCCUAUGGAAUCAUCUCCAUUUCCAAACUGGAUAAGCUUGAGCAGGACCUGCCUUUGCUUGCCUUGGUACCUGCCCCUGCCCUCUUCUACUUGAUGACAGCAAAGUACACAGAGCCCUCCCGCAUCCUCUCCGAAGGUGGGAAUGGACAUUAAAAGGAGCCUUGUGCCAACAACUCUGUCCCACUGAUCUGAAUGAAGCAAUUUUAGUGCUUGUCACGCUUUGGAAACUUCUGUUUUCAAAAAGAAGUUGUUUAUGUGCCAGACUUCUGGUGAAAUACCUCUAGCUAGGUGAGACUGUAUAAAAUUAAAAAGCUGCACUUUGUAUUCUUCCUGAGUAUCUGGUAUAGAUCAAAAGCAAUGUCUUUUUAUCUAUUUAUCACUGUGAAUCUGUAUAAAAAGCUCGUGACACGUCCUAGUACAAUGGUUUGUUUGUGUAUUGUUCAUUUCCUAAAGCAGUAUUUGAAUAAAACAAUAGAGUCUGGUUUUCAA